Messenger RNA from Dryobates pubescens (Downy woodpecker), 3019 nucleotides. RefSeq names its product family with sequence similarity 114 member A2 (gene FAM114A2). The coding region runs from base 78 to 1601 and encodes 507 amino acids. Lineage: Eukaryota; Metazoa; Chordata; Aves; Piciformes; Picidae. The transcript has 13 exons. The record is from RefSeq and is a predicted model, not a curated record.
UAGAACACCAACGUGAUGCUUUUGAACUAAUCAAGUGUACAAGGGAGUGAUUAUUUUAUCUGCUUUGCUUUCUGUGGAUGUUAGUAAUCAUGUCUGGGAAAGACAGCAGUGAAAGCCUGAAGGAAGAAACUCCUUGUGAAGACAAAAAUGAACAGAAAGCAGAAGAGCUUACCUGUGAUAAGAGUGAUGAAGUAAGAGAGCAAGAGUCUGAGCCUGUGCCUAUGACUCGGAAAAGACCUGAGCCCAAACCCCCAAGUCAGCCUCCUGUCACAGCAAAGCCAACAGCUGAAACCCUGAAGGUCUCAGAUUCUCCAGCUGUAGCUCAGACAGGAUGGGGGUACUGGGGAAGCUGGGGGAAAUCUCUACUGUCAACUGCAACUGCUACUGUAGCUACUGUAGGUCAAGGUAUUUCAAAUGUCAUAGAAAAAGCAGAAACAACCCUUGGGAUCCCCAGUCCUAGUGAAAUAUCUUCAGAGACUAGAGAUGCUACAAGAGGAAAGGAGAAUCCUGGUGCUGGCAGCACAGAUGCAGCUGAGGAUGGCAGCUCCUUUCCUAUUGCUGGCGCUCUUGGAGUUUUAUCAACCAUCUCUACUGCUGUCCAAAGCACAGGGAAAAGUGUUAUUACUGGAGGUCUGGAUGCCUUGGAAUUCAUUGGGAAAAAGACAAUGGAUGUAAUAGCUGAGGGAGACCCUGGAUUCAAAAAGACAAAGGGCCUAAUGAUCAGAACCUCUACGUUGUCUCAGGUCUUACGAGAGGCAAAAGAGAAAGAAGAGCAGCAGACAGCUACUGAGGUUACCAUGGCUACGGAGAAGAAAGCCCAUUAUGGGUUACUGUUUGAUGAGUUUCAGGGUCUUUCGCAUCUGGAGGCUUUAGAGAUGCUUUCCAGAGAGAGUGAAUCAAAGGUGAAAUCAGUUCUAAAUGCACUCUCUGGAGCAGAGUUGGACACACUGGAGGAGGAAAUGGAACAACUCAAAGAAGCAUUUUCUUUACCUGAAUUCUUUGAAGAUGAAGAGGAAGAAAGUAAGGGAGAUGAGGAGUUCACAAAAGAAGUUACAGAGUUGUUUUCAGAGCUGCGUGUCUCCUCAAAGCCGGACAAAUUGAUCACGGUGAGGACAUCAGCUCACGAAUGGAUAGCACGAUUCAACAGCAGCCUUCCUAAAGAGGAAAAAGAGAGUGAAGAAAACCAAGCAGUAGAAUCCAGAGAUGGUGACCAUGAUGCUAAAGAAUCAGUAGAGGACAUUCAUGCAUUUGCCAUAAGAAGUCUGGCUGAGAUGACAGCAUGCUCCAUUGAAAUGUUUCACAAAACUGCAGCUUUGUUUCUGCAUGGUGAGAAACAAGAGGUGGCAGCCACAGACAGAGCCAAGUCCCUUUCACAAAUGACCAUUAUGCUGUGCAAAGAACUGUCAGCCUUCUCUAAAGAGUUCACUACGUGCUUGACAACUGCAGGGGUCAAAGAGAAAGCAGACGUGCUUAAUCCCUUAAUCACUGGAGUGUUUUUGGAGGCUUCAAACAGUGCUUCGUACAUCCAAGAUGCCUUCCAGCUCUUGCUGCCUGUACUGCAGAUCUCUCUUAUCGAGGCUAGAACGGAACCAUCGCCGUAAUAAAAGCCCUUCUAAUUAAGAACUUUUUGACCUUCCCACUUCGUAGUUUCUGUGCUGGAGAAUGAUGUAAUGGCUCUUAUUAAAGGGAAAAAGAUUAACUCUGAUCACUGCUGCUGCUGCAAGAAGGGUGAUUAAAUGCAGUCUGGCAAUGACAGCUCUUACGGCACAUUGAGAGAUGUGAUUAGCAUAGUCCAGGCUGCUGGACAACGUGACAGAUUUUAAGUGCAGCCUGCUUCUCUGUUUUCCUGGGCUGUAUCUUUUCACCAAAAUCCCUCAGCUCAAUGUGUUAACAAGCUCUUUGUCUUCACAGUCCAGAGAGCUUCUCCAGUGCUGGAGAAAAAGAGUAGGAGCUGGCUAGUUAAAGACUUCGCUAACAUCAGGGUGUGAUUUUUUAAGUCAGAGAGACAUAAUUAGGUUCCUGGUAGCUCUGUGUUGGUGUUGAAGUGGAUAUUGGAUAGGAGGUGCAGGAAAAGGCCAAUAUUUAAGAUUAUGAACCUUGCAGUUCUUGGGCUGGAGAAAAUACAGCAGAGAGGACUCCUUUCCAAGCUCUUGCUGCUGAAGAGAAGCCAGAGCUUCCUGAAGAUGUCUGUUAAUGACUCAGGGAUAUGGGACAAGGACUCUCUCACUAGGGUGCUGUUUCUCAUUCUCUUGCAGAGUGCUAGCUUCAGCAUGAGCUGGGAAAACGCUGAUCUGGCCCUAAGAAUGUGGGUACUUUGUUCCAUAGCAAUAAAUGAGAACUGGCUAAAAGGAAUUGAUUUGUGUUUGGGCAAUUUAAUGAAAGAAUCUGGCAGAAGGAUUCCCCUUCUUCAGCGCAGCCUAACCUGUCAGCCCCAGGCUGUUCACAAACUCAUAUAUGGCUUUUCUCCUUUUUCUGUGUAAAACUACUAUAAUGCAGUGCUCCUUCUUGGAAGGUGUAUUAAAGUGAGGGGACAGGAAGCAAUUUGAUUCUGUUAGCAGGAGUCCUAAUUUGUCUCAGAAGCUGCUCCACAUACGGUAUCUGUUUCUUUGUGCCGUGAAAGUUCCCUUCUUUGUUCCUUUCCUGCUAUUUCUCUCUUUUGAGCUUGCCCAUUGGGAGGGAGCAGCCUCUGUUAGAAUCACAAGAGCAGAAAUGCACAGCUAAAAUGGAGCUUCAAGAAGUCCAGAAUAGCUAACCAGAGGUGACUGAGUGUCACACCUGCCUCUGUACUUGCUCGUUGGUAACAAUGAUGCUCAAAUCCCAUCUCGAAAAUCCUCUGGGUUUUAGCAGGUCUUGCACGUUUUCUGCUGUGCUGAAGGCUUAACAUUCCUCUGCUCUAUUUGUGCAGCAGAGAAAUGGGGUUUUAUUAUUAAAAUACCUUUUGGCUAAUUCUCCUCUGAUUUUAUAUAUGUGUAUGAAAAAAGCCUUGCCUUAGCUGUGGUUGGCCUGAUCACAUCUCUGA